Molecule: messenger RNA, 624 nt
Organism: Sporothrix brasiliensis 5110
Lineage: Eukaryota; Fungi; Ascomycota; Sordariomycetes; Ophiostomatales; Ophiostomataceae
Product: peptidyl-tRNA hydrolase ICT1
Exons: 2
Coding region: 1-624 (207 amino acids)
Biological process (GO): mitochondrial translational termination
Cellular component (GO): mitochondrial large ribosomal subunit
Molecular function (GO): translation release factor activity
Source: RefSeq, a predicted model, not a curated record
AUGUUCGCGAGCAGUGUCCUCCACCAGGCGAGGUCGACGCCUCGAACACCGUCGUUUAUCGGCUUCGGUGUAGGCCUGGCAGGCGCUCCAAGGAACUUUGCGACUACGAUAGCCCGGCGCGCAUCGGAUCGGUAUGCCGCUUUCGACAGCGGCUUCAACCCGGACGACUUGCAGGCUGCGCGCCAGUGGCGGCAGGCGCUCACCCAAGAUGCUCUGCCCCAAGGCAACACAACCUUCUCACGGUCCAGUGGGCCCGGCGGCCAGCACGUCAACAAGACCGAGACCAAGGCCACGACCGUCUGGCCCAUAUAUGAGCUGCAGAGCUUUCUGCCGACACUGUUGCGUGAUCGGCUGCGCACGUCGCGGUAUUACACCAAGGCCACCGACAGCCUGACAAUUCAGGCCCAGACACAGCGUUCGCGCACGGCCAACGCCGGGGCCAACCGCGAGAAGCUGUUUGACGAGCUGGUGGCACUGUACGAGGCGACAGUGCCAGGCGAGACGCAACCAGAGACGGCGACCAAGUACAAGGCAAUAGAGAAAGCAUUCCACGCAGCAAGGAUCAAAGAGAAGAAGAAGCAGAGCAGCAAGAAGCAGUUUCGACGUGGCGGCAGCUUCGAGUGA